AAAUGUUAUGCAAGGUGGUGAUAAUCUAGAACAGAGAAUGAGGGCAUGGUCUAGAAGAAGGAAACAGGUGUGAGCGUUUCUUGUAAUUAGUUUAUAGUAGUGGUUUUAUUUGUUAAAUCCAGUGUGCUGUUUCACGAUACUAAAUCUACACAAAUCAUAUUUUGUUGUGAGUGUUCUUGUGUAUUGGUUACUUUCUUGGGUUCAACUUAUUUGAUAAAGAUAACAAAUAGCUCAUCAAUACGGAAGAUCAAUAUAGAAAGACAAGGUUUAAGGAACAAUAAUGCGAAAAUUUAAAACUUUGGGUGCAAAAUUAAAUACAGCAUGCUUUGGCCAUGGAUGGGGACAUAUUUGCUUUGUACCAUCAGUAUUGAUCACCUAGCGCUAGCAGACCCAAUGUUAAACAUUUGGCGAGCCCUGCGGCACAUUAAGGUGCUUUCAAUUUGUAAAUGAGACUGGUUCCACACGAAUGCUUAAACAUAAUGAAUGUGGCUUUGGAAAGAUAAGCUAUUGUACUUGGAUGAUGCUUAAGUGCUAUUUAAAUCAUUCAACAGAAGGGCCAGGCUUCUUAUAAAUUCGCUUUAUCAAUUUCUUCCUAUUUGUCCUGGGAUUUGACUAAAUUAAAUGAACAUCUAGUUGUGAUUACUAGCAAAACAAAAAUUAAUAUCACUCUAGUAAACAAAAUCUACAAUCCUCUAAAGGGAAGAUUUGCUUGUUGAUCAGAUAGUACGACAAAAAAUGAACGGGAUCGGCAGUGGAACUCGCCAACUCACCUGAAAUUAUCCUAGUCCGCGCCAAAUCGCCCUCCUGUAAUGCUCUCAAAAUUUUUUAAAUAAAAAAAAGAUAUACGAUGAGGUGGACGGUUAGGAUAAGGUGAUGGGUUUGUGAUAUUGCACCAUAUGAAGACACAUGUUACUAUAGACGUACCCCACUAUGGAUCAUUUGAGGUGGUUAGGAUCGAGACACUACCCCCAAAAGCCUAUUACUUGACCAAUGACCAGAUAACGCUGAUGGACUAAUAUAUAUUUUCACAAAAAACUAUGAUCCAUAUAUAUUAACUUAAUCCUGGAUUCACUUUUAUAUUUAUCGAAUGAGUUCAUGUAUGUGAGCAAUUUGUGAUUAAGUUAAUAUAUAAAUCAUAGUAUUUUUGAAAAAGAAUAUUAGUCCCUCGCCAUUAUCCGAUCAUUGGUCAUGUAAUAAGCCUUGGGGUAGUGAUCUCGAUCCAGCCCAACUCAAUUGAUCUGUAGUGGGGUACAUUUAUACUGACAUUUGUCAUCAUAUGAUGCAAUCUCACCAACUCAUCACCAUAUCCUGACCGUCCAACUCACCAUAUAUCAAUCCUAUGUCAACUCAGGUCUCUUUUUUAUUUAAGAAAUUUUGAGAGCACUAGUGGACAACGAUUUGCGGCGGACUGGGUUCUUUCAGGUGAGUUGGCGAGUUUCAUUGCUGUUUCUUAUCAGUUUUUGUCCGUACUAUUUGAUCUAACAAGUAAAUUUUCCCUUCAGAGGAUUGUAGAUUUUGUUUACUAAAGUGAUGUUAAUUUUUGUUUUGUUGGACAUCACAACUAGAUUUUAGCUUAAUUUAGUCAAAUCCCAGGACCGUAGGAAGGAAUUGAUAAAGCGAAACUGUAAGAAACCUAGGCCUUCUCUUGAACGAUUAAAUAAAUCUAAUACUUCAAUUUUAUUCAUGUAAUGUAAUAAGUAUAUUGAUUAAGUUUCUAAACCUGCCAGAUAGUGUGGUUUUAUUAAUAUUCUGAUCAGUUUACUUGAUUGUUUCCUUUAAUUUGCUGUUAAAUGUGUUAAAAUCUAAUACUUAUCAAGAUUGUCUUGUUUUUGUGAUAUCUAGCUUAAUUUAAAACUGAAUCUUGACUUGAUGAGAUCAAUUAGGGAAAUAGCCGUGUAUGAUCUGGGACUUGUAAAUAUAUUAAGGAAAUCAUAAUAUGGAUUCUCACAUAUUUAUUGAAUUUCCGGAAGAAUGUAAUUUGGUACAGGAAGAAAUUAGUGUAAAAUGGUAAUUUGGUUAACUCCUCUUCUUCUUCUCUGUGUCUCCCUCUGUUACUUUCCUGGUAUGUAAUCCCGAAUUUACUUCAUUGUAGUGUGAAAUUGGACAUAAUCCUUAAUACACUAGUCAUACUUCACAUUUCAUUAUAUCGCCUCUGUACUAAGAAUUAUAAUGUCUGUGAAUGCAAUUGAUUUUGUGAAUGAAACAUGCCAAGCUUUUGAAUAUUCAAUUUAAAUAAUUAUUUAGGGCUUACCAAUAGCAGCACAAGUCAACCUAAUAUUCUUUCCAACUAGCAUAACUGAUUAUAUGCUUAGUGACCUGUUAUUUAUUAAAGAAGUUCGUUAGUCCAAAGACUUCACGGUCUCGAUUGUUGCUUUAGUUAUAUUAGUCACUGUGAUACUCUAUAGACAUUCACAAACAUUACACCUGAGGAACUAGACAGCAUUUGGAGCAUGUCCACCUUUUUGUUGUGAAUUUAUAUAUAUACUAAGCAAUAAAACACCACUGAAGUUUUUAAGCGAUUUUGGCAAGUAACAUAACUUAGACAUUCUGAUGUACAUGCCCUACUUAAUGUGUCUAUUACAGCAACCUGAAAGAGGGUUAAGUACUUUGUAGUACCACUUUUUUACAGUUUAGAUUUCAGUGUGACCCUCCAAUCAGAAAUCUUGGAUGUCGUAUGCUUAAGAUUAAUGUUUGUGAUGCUAAAGAAAAAGAAAAUGAAGGCUGAAAAAAAAAACUGGUUUCAUGCUUCACAAGAUGUGGACAGAAAAAUCUUUUCUGUGGAUAUCCCAGAUUUUUAUUUUUUGUUGUACUUAUCCAUUUAAGUUGAAUUACUUCUACAAACUUGUAAGAGUAGUAGUAAAUGUCUGAAAGAAGCACAAGGAAAGUCAAGAUAUUUCCAGUCUGACUACUAUGUAUUCUGUGGUUAUUAGGAAGAACAAGAGCUUGAGAGAAUCAGCUCAUUUUUUCAACGAAGGCAGAAUGGAAGUGGUUGAAAGGCCUGCCUGGGGUGGAAUGGAAAAGGCAUUUUGUAAUAAUGUUCUGAGGCGGAUUGUUGAUUAUUUUGCAGGGCGGUUUAUAAUUGACUAUUUCGGGAAUGCUCCACGAACAGUAAAACAAGAAAGAAAACAGAAAAGGAUUUGCAGGACGGGUGACGCAGUUUCGGGAGCAUGGGGCAUUCUUCCUACUGAACUUCUGGUUUUAAUUUUGGUAAAACUAAGUAUCGUGGACUACCUGUCAUUUAGCGGUGUUUGCAAAUCUUGGAGGUCCGCAUCUAUUGAUUUCCGCAAAUAUUGUAUGGAGCACCAGCAACCCGUAAUUGUUGUUCGGCCAAAGUAUUCAAAAAAGUCUUGUGUAUUGUACAAUAUGUUCGAUAUGAAAAGUUACAAAACAAUGCUGCCAGAUUUGCCUUGGAAAAAAUUAUUGGGUUUUUCAUGUGGGUACCUGAUUACAAUUGACAGAAACCUAGGCUUUUGGCUCAUAAAUUUAAUAACAAAACAUGAGCUGCGUUUUCCCGUCCUUCCUGGACAUAUGGGUGACAUAAAUUGCUCUGAAUUUCCUGCUCGCAUCUUUCAGUCAACUCGGCUUUCAGAAACUUUCAUGGUUCUUUUCCCUCUGAAAAAAAAUUAUAUAUUGUUAUACAAAAGUGGCGGCACCAGUUGGCGGAGAUAUGUUUUAUUCGACACAAAAGCCAGGAUUGCAGAUGUGAAGAUUUUCGAUGGCAAAAUCUUUGUUCUGACUUCUGAUGGACGUUUGGGAGAAUUUAAUCCGAAGGCAGGUCCUGUUCCAAAGUUCUCCAAAAUCAGCAUGCCAUUCCAGGUUUCAUCUAAUAUGAAUUUGAAAUUGGUAGAGUCAGACAAUAAGCUAUACAUGACUGUAUUGAAUAGUUAUCCUUAUCCUACAUUGAACCGCCAUCAUGUAUUAUUCGAAAUUGACCAUGAGACGAUGGAUAGAGCAAAACAGAUUCAUGACUUGGGUGCAAAAUCUUUGUUUCUUAGUUGGUUCAGUUCUGCUGUCGUCGAUACAACUGGUUGGGGAGCAGGUAACUGUGUCUGUCUUCUUCACUUAAGUGUGAACAAAUGUUCUUUCUUUAACCUGAAUGGAAAGUGGCUAGGAGCAACUCCUGUUGUUUGGGAUGGUCAUUCAUCUCCAUAUUUUUGGUAUUUUCCUAGUGAAAUUUGGUCCAUCAGCUGUGUCAGUGAUGAGUUUGGCGCAUGAUCACUUUUCAUUUCAGUUUUUCUCAUUAAGUCUGUAGUUUUUAUCUUCAUCUUACAUUAUGAAACUUUGUACUAGUUCCAUUUUGAACACUUUUAUAUAUUGAUGUUGUGAUGUUUGCCUUAGAGGCACUAGAACUCAAA
Molecule: messenger RNA, 4355 nt
Organism: Daucus carota subsp. sativus
Lineage: Eukaryota; Viridiplantae; Streptophyta; Magnoliopsida; Apiales; Apiaceae
Exons: 2
Coding region: 2911-4215 (434 amino acids)
Molecular function (GO): protein binding
Source: RefSeq, a predicted model, not a curated record